Messenger RNA from Calypte anna (Anna's hummingbird), 771 nucleotides. It is a transcript of the gene RPL19, whose product is annotated as ribosomal protein L19. NCBI's taxonomy places the organism in Eukaryota, Metazoa, Chordata, Aves, Apodiformes, Trochilidae. Gene Ontology annotation, biological process: translation. The transcript has 6 exons. Bases 109 to 699 code for a protein of 196 amino acids. Gene Ontology annotation, cellular component: ribosome; cytosolic large ribosomal subunit. Gene Ontology annotation, molecular function: RNA binding; structural constituent of ribosome. The record is from RefSeq and is a predicted model, not a curated record.
UGCGGGGACGGAGCGGGGCGGGCGGGUGUUGGUUGGUCCCGCUCCCCGCGGUGCCGGCAGUGGGCGCGGCCAUCGCCGCCGCCUCUUCCUCUCAGCUCGGCCGCCGCCAUGAGUAUGCUCCGGCUCCAGAAGAGGUUGGCGUCCAGCGUGUUGCGCUGCGGGAAGAAAAAGGUGUGGUUGGAUCCCAACGAGACCAACGAGAUCGCCAAUGCCAAUUCCCGUCAGCAGAUCAGGAAAUUAAUCAAGGAUGGGCUGAUCAUCCGCAAACCUGUGACCGUGCAUUCCCGUGCCCGGUGCAGGAAGAACACCCUGGCCCGGAGGAAGGGGAGGCACAUGGGCAUUGGUAAGAGAAAGGGCACAGCAAACGCUCGGAUGCCCGAGAAGGUGACCUGGAUGAGGAGGAUGCGGAUCCUCCGGCGCCUGCUCCGCAGAUACAGGGAAUCCAAGAAAAUCGACCGCCACAUGUAUCACAGUCUGUACCUGAAGGUGAAGGGGAACGUUUUCAAGAACAAACGGAUCCUCAUGGAACACAUCCACAAGCUGAAGGCAGACAAAGCUCGCAAGAAGCUCCUGGCGGAUCAGGCUGAAGCUCGCAGGUCCAAGACCAAGGAGGCUCGGAAACGCCGGGAGGAACGGCUGCAAGCCAAGAAGGAGGAGAUCAUCAAAACCCUCUCCAAGGAGGAAGAGACCAAGAAGUAAAAGCUCCCUGGCUUGUGUACAGAGUGUGUGCCCUUCAGGAGUGGUCAAUAAAAACCUUCAGGACCCCUCCCA